Messenger RNA from Lathyrus oleraceus (garden pea), 1725 nucleotides. RefSeq names its product shikimate O-hydroxycinnamoyltransferase. Bases 182 to 1483 code for a protein of 433 amino acids. NCBI's taxonomy places the organism in Eukaryota, Viridiplantae, Streptophyta, Magnoliopsida, Fabales, Fabaceae. Gene Ontology annotation, molecular function: acyltransferase activity, transferring groups other than amino-acyl groups. The record is from RefSeq and is a predicted model, not a curated record. The transcript is spliced from 3 exons.
GUGAACCAACCCAACACUUUCUUAUUUUAACAUUUUUUUGUCUUGAAAAGUAGAAGUUCUAUAAUAAGAACCUCAAUACCAUAGGACUCUUGUUCAAUUUCACACACACCAAAUCCCAAACCACCUCAACACUACACUUCUUCUCUUCUUCAAGGACCAAACCAUUUCAGAGACAAAAAAAAUGAUCAUAAAUGUGAGAGAUUCGACUAUGGUGCGGCCGUCGGAGGAGGUUACACGGCGGACGGUGUGGAACUCCAACGUCGAUUUGGUGGUACCGAAUUUUCACACACCAAGUGUUUAUUUCUACAGAAACAAUGGUGCGUCGAAUUACUUCGACGUCAAGAUUAUGAAGGAAGCUCUUAGCAAAGUGCUUGUGCCAUUUUAUCCAAUGGCUGGCCGUCUUCGUCGCGACGAAGACGGUCGUGUUGAGAUUGAUUGUGAUGGUCAGGGAGUGCUCUUUGUCGAGGCCGACACUGGUGCGGUUAUCGACGAUUUUGGUGACUUUGCUCCCACGCUUGAGCUCCGUCAGCUAAUCCCAACAAUUGAUUAUUCGCGCGGAAUCGAAACUUAUCCCCUUCUAGUGUUACAGGUAACAUAUUUCAAAUGUGGAGGAGUAUCACUUGGUGUUGGUAUGCAACAUCAUGUAGCAGAUGGAGCUUCUGGUCUUCACUUCAUCAACACAUGGUCGGAUGUAGCUCGCGGCCUAGAUGUUUCCAUCCCACCGUUCAUCGACCGGACGCUACUCCGCGCCAGCGAUCCUCCUCGGCCUGUUUUCGAUCACAUUGAAUACAAGCCGCCACCAUCCAUGAAGGCUUCUCAACAGCCUACAAAACCAGGCUCAGACGGUGCAGCUGUGUCGAUUUUCAAAUUGACUCGCGAGCAACUCAACACGUUGAAAGCUAAGUCGAAAGAAGCCGGUAACACAGUCCACUACAGUUCUUACGAGAUGUUAGCUGGUCAUGUUUGGAGAAGCGUGUGCAAAGCAAGAUCGUUGCCCGAUGAUCAAGAAACCAAAUUGUAUAUUGCAACCGACGGAAGGGCGAGAUUGCAGCCUCCUCCUCCACCGGGUUACUUUGGGAAUGUGAUAUUCACAACAACACCUAUAGCUAUUGCAGGUGAUCUCAUGUCAAAACCAACAUGGUAUGCUGCAAGUAGAAUCCACAACGCGUUGUCGCGAAUGGACAACGAGUAUUUAAGAUCUGCUCUUGAUUUCCUAGAGCUACAGCCUGAUCUUAAAGCUCUUGUUCGCGGUGCGCAUACUUUCAAGUGUCCGAAUCUCGGUAUUACUAGUUGGGCGAGGCUUCCGAUUCACGAUGCUGAUUUCGGUUGGGGAAGGCCUAUUUUCAUGGGACCUGGUGGGAUUGCUUAUGAGGGACUUUCUUUUAUAAUUCCAAGCUCAACAAACGAUGGGAGUUUAUCGGUGGCGAUUGCUCUUCAACACGAGCAUAUGAAAGUGUUUAAGGAAUUCUUGUAUGAUAUUUGAAGAAACAAUUGGAACAGCACUGUGUUUCUAAGGUGGUGUUUUGUUUCCUAGUUUUUUGGUUUUUCUUUUGGUACUUUUGGUGAACUCUAUGCAAAUGUUAAUGAGACUUGUUUCAGCUUACAAUAGAGUAAAUCUGUUGAGAGUGUUAUAAUCUGUAAACAAUUUAAUUUGAUGUUGCAGUUUGCACAAAACUUCAAACAUUCGAACACCUAUUAUCGGUAUUGUAGUUAUUUAUCAUUUGA